UCUCAGGUGGACAUGGCCUGCAGGGGUCGCACUCGACCCAGGGGCCUGGCCUGGGCCCUGCAACUGACUCUGGCAUGGAUCCUGCUGGGGGCUUGUGGAGGGAGCCACCCACUCCCAGCUAGGUCCCGGAGACAUCAUCAGCUAGCAGCCGAUCUGGGCACAGUCCAGCUGCACCAGGCAGGGCCCUCUUGUCCUUCAGCGAUGGACACAUCAGAGGUAUCAGGCCUUGGGAUCAGCGCGGAGAGCUGUGGGGAGCUGAGCCCCAGGUGUGAAUCAUUUCUGGGACACCUCCAGGUUGCCCUUCGCAGUCGCUUCCACCUGCUUCUGCUGGGGGUACUCCAGACACAACCGCUCUGCUCAGAGCUCUGCGAUGCCUGGUUUGCCACCUGCGAAAGUGAUUUCACCUGCAGCUCGACUUGGCUCCCACUAGUAGAAAAGAGGGGCUGCAAGCCCAUCUGCAGUACCUAUGGGCAGACUUUCGCUGAUGGAGCGGGGCUUUGCCGCUCAGUUCUGGGCUACGUGCUACCAGUAGCGGAUCCUGGCUCCAGUCCCUGCCUCAAUAUUUCCAUCUCAGUGCUAUCUCGUCCCAGACACGCACGGCGGGCCCGGGAAACCACAUUCCCACGCUCUCGUCGCCCUCGCACCUUGAUUCUGGACGCUGCAGGCAGCGGUAGUGGCAGUGGAAGCGGCAGCGGCCCCUAGGGGGCGCCCGGCCUUGGAAGGAAGAGGCACCGCCUCU
This is a messenger RNA of Sus scrofa (pig), 739 nucleotides long. The record is from RefSeq and is a predicted model, not a curated record. NCBI's taxonomy places the organism in Eukaryota, Metazoa, Chordata, Mammalia, Artiodactyla, Suidae.